AUGUCUGGAGAUAUCACUCGUUCAAAUCUCCUCCCGUCGUCCAAAGAGGCUGAACUUCUUCAUAACUUGCGCGCACAAAAGUCGACUGAGCUGGCUCUCAUUGACGAGAAAAUGUUGCGUGAUCGACAGAUUGUCGUGAGUGCCGAUGCAGCCAUCGGCAAACUCGAAAAGUCGUUGACUAAGGCACGCGAGAUGCUGCGUGUAUACGAAGAACACACCAGCCAAAUCAAGGGAACACUUCGCACACUCUCCUUUAGCUCGACGCGGACAAACGUACAUUCCGACGCACUAGAACCGUGCAAAGAACUCUCGCUGCUCCUAAGUCAGGAGAUUCCAGAGCGUGAGAAGAAACUCCGGACGGAGACGCAGGAGAUUGCAGUAUUCUGCGACCGACUCAAGAUCAAUAUUACCAAUCUCGCCGAGGAGCUGCGAUGUCAGAAUCAUACGCAUGCGGUCGCUCUCGAGACCGUUGCGGCGAGGACCAAUCACCGCGGCGAGCUCCAGGCUUUGGUCGAUAACAUCCAAAGCUGUUUUCACCCUAUCAAAAAGGUUCCCUCAGAGGUCUGGGCGGAGAUUUUCCGUCUGCGUGUCGAGGAGGAUGACCAAUUGUUCCUCGCAUCCGGCUCUGAGGACCGUCGCUCGACCACAUUCACACUCUCUCACGUGUGCCAACCGUGGAUUAAGGUCGUCCACGAGACUCCAGAACUCUGGAGAGUGGCUGACUGGAGGGUCGGUAGAGACGGCAAUGUCAAGGCGGACAUGAUUACCUAUAUGCGGGAAAAGGUGCGGGAUCAACCAUUUACUGUCAUCGUGGAUCAAUGGCAGCUGUAUCCGACAUCACUCCUUUCGACGCAAGACGUUUUAAUGAUGAGCCACGCGCUGCAAGAGUACACGCUCCACUUGUUUGCAAACGAAAGGGACGAAAAGUUUGCACCUCCUUCAUAUUAA
Messenger RNA from Serendipita indica DSM 11827, 948 nucleotides. The record is from the annotation of a GenBank genome assembly. Lineage: Eukaryota; Fungi; Basidiomycota; Agaricomycetes; Sebacinales; Serendipitaceae.